Racocetra fulgida is the source of this 580-nucleotide messenger RNA. Lineage: Eukaryota; Fungi; Glomeromycota; Glomeromycetes; Diversisporales; Gigasporaceae. The record is from the annotation of a GenBank genome assembly.
AUGAAUGAUAAAGAGCCUAUUGUUUUCUACAAACGAUGUCUUUCCGAUGUAAAAUUUCAAAUAGCACAGAAUGAUGAAUUAGAAAAUGAAGUUAACCAGAAUUCAUACAGUUCUGCAAAAAUUCUAGAAUUGACUGUUGAUAAUGAUGUGGUGCAUGGUGUCUAUGAAGGUGACCUGGUUGAAUAUCUUUCAAUCAAAUUGAAAGAAAUUAAUCUUAGUGGUAAUAAAAUACUAGAGUUGGGAUGUGGUUCAGCACUUCCAGGCAUAUACCUACUUUCUACUCAACCUUCUCUUUGCGUUGAUUUCCAAGAUUAUAAUGAAGAUGUUUUAAAAUUAGUCACAAUACCAAACAUACUUAUCAAUACAGUAUUACGACCACAAUCAGAUGAAAUUUCCGAAUUAGAUAUUGAAGAAGAAACCAAUUGUUUGAAUCAAUUAAAAAAUAGCAGAUUUUUUAAAGGAGACUGGAAUGAAUUAAAUGAAAAAUAUGACAUCAUACUUUCUUCCGAAACAAUUUACAACCUUAGCUCUAUUCCAAAACUUUAUAAUGUUAUUAAACAUGCUUUGAAGUAUCCAAAUG